AUGAGUCGACCGCAGCACAGCCUCUCUGAAUGGAAAUCACCAAAUGAAAAUCCCAAACCACAUCGGGAUUCAAACCUGGGCCCUUCAGUUCAAGAAGCCGGCACCUCACCUCUGAGCCACCAAGCCUCGCCUUGGCUUCGCGUGAAAGACUGCUCUGUUCAAGAUAAGAACCUUAAACGUAAACGACUUCGCUAUUCCUUGUCUGAACUGUUGUGUGUUAUUACUUGCUGACGGGAAGUGAAAAGAAGAAGAAGCAGCUGGAUUAAUUAAUACAGUUGUUUACGAAAAGUAACCAAACCUAUUUAACAUGUUUUUAAAAAGAAAUGAAACAACACGUAUUCUGAAAAUGUUAUUUAUCUUCAGUGAUCCUAAUUCUAUCUCUGGCACAUCAAAAGACCAAAUGAGAAAUAUAUUAGUUUUUAGAAAUAAAAAUUUUGGGGGAAGGAAACAACAGCAACUUUAGAUCAACUUCGCCAGCAUCAUCUUAAAUUAGACACUCAGACGCGAUAAGUAGAAAACAACUAUUAUACCGCAAUCAAAAUUUCUGUUUUUUCAUAAUCCAUCUUUCUUAAGACAAAAUUUCGACUACAAUUAAGUGUAAACAUCAGGUUCGUGAGAUUGGUCAAGCAACAUGUCUUAGGAGCCAAGAUCGGGAGGGGGGCGAAAUUAGGCGGGAAGACAAAGUAGCAAAGGCUCUGAGCAUGGAGUACUUUAGCCUCAUCCCCACGUAGUAAUUUUCGUUCCACGCAUUUCGUUGUGAAAAGCUUGAUUUUUACGUUCUGUGAUACAUUUUUAAACCACAAUAAGGCCUCAGAUUUUUCCAGGCGACAAUUUGAACCAUCGUCAAGGCAUACAAGAAAUUAAUGAUUGCCGUGCAAAUAAAAGAGGCUAAUGAACAGAUAUUUUUAUUUGUAAUAAAAUUUGACUUUUUGUACCGCGUUGUAAAUUAUUGUAUUGUGAGGAAUAGCAGUGGCGGCUGCUGGUAAAUGCACAGUUGCACGUGCACCCUCAUAAUUCUUGUUACAAUUUAAUUAUAAUUCUGAAUCAGCAGUGGCCAGAACAAAUUUAACAAUUUGGCUGUAAUUCUUGUCACUAGGAUAUAUUAUGUAUCAAUAUUAUGACUGCUCAGUAUUGUUUCUAUUAUGUUGAGCGCAGGAUAUGACA
This is a messenger RNA of Gryllus bimaculatus (two-spotted cricket), 1164 nucleotides long. The record is from the annotation of a GenBank genome assembly. Lineage: Eukaryota; Metazoa; Arthropoda; Insecta; Orthoptera; Gryllidae.